CCCCGCGCCCCCGCGGCUCCCGCCCGCCGCUCGCCCCCUCCCCGAUGAGCUCCUACUUUGUCAACCCGCUGUACUCCAAGUACAAGGCGGCGGCGGCGGCGGCGGCGGCGGGGGAGCCCAUCAAUCCCCCGUACUACGACUGCCACUUCGCGCCCGAGGUGAGCGGCCGCCACGCCGCCGCCGCCGCCGCCGCCGCCGCCGCCGCCCUGCUCUACGGGAACGGCGCGGCCGCCGCCGGCUUCCCGCACCCGGCGCCCGGCGGGGCGGGGGGCGGCGGCGCCGCCGGGGACUUUUACCACCCUGCCGGGGGGAGCCCCACGGCCGCCUACCAGCCGCCUCCUCCUCCCCCCGCCGCGCCUCCGCCUCCUGCCCCCUGCAGCGGGGUUACCUGUCACGGGGAGCCCGCUAAAUUUUACGGAUACGAUAACUUACAGAGACAGCAGAUUUUUACGACACAGCAAGAGGCCGAGCUGGUACAAUAUCCUGACUGUAAAUCGUCCAGUGCUAAUAUUGGCGAGGAACCAGACCACUUAAAUCAGAGCUCGUCUCCUGCUCAAAUGUUUCCCUGGAUGAGACCACAAGCAGCGCCUGGUAGGAGGAGAGGAAGACAAACAUACAGCCGAUUCCAGACUUUAGAGCUGGAAAAGGAGUUUCUUUUUAACCCUUAUCUGACCAGGAAGAGAAGGAUCGAAGUGUCCCACGCACUAGGACUCACCGAGAGGCAGGUAAAGAUCUGGUUUCAGAACAGGAGGAUGAAAUGGAAAAAAGAGAACAACAAGGACAAAUUCCCCGCUUCCAGACAGGAGGGAAAGGAAGGGGAGGCCAAAAAGGAAGCACAUGAUCUGGAAGAAGAAAGAGCUGAAGGCCAGACGAAUUAAAUUUUGCCUUAAAAACCUUCGUGAAUGUCUAUCAAAAAUAACGAGAGCCGUAUCGCGGCAUCUCGGCCCGAUCCUCUCGCUGCAAAAGGUCCUGCCCUGUGGGACAAGUGACCCCCGUGUCCCUUCGCUUGUCCUGCUGCUUCGGGUGCUUCUGUUGUUUGUGGUUUGGUUUUGUUUUUUAACCGUAUUCGGAACGAUAUCUAGAUUUAACAGUUCAUCUGCUCCUAUUGGAAAUUUGAUACAGAGUUUGUAGCAAGACGUUUCUAAUGAUAUAAAUAUAUAUAUAUUUUUGCAAUGUUAAAAGACGGUGAUUGCGGGCAACAACAUAAACUUCCUAAUGAUAAGUACCAAUAAGCGAGACAUUUAGCAAUGCUUUAUUAAUCAAGACAAGUGCACUUGUACUAUUUUAAUUUUUGUUCUUAUCUUGUGUUGAGU
This is a messenger RNA of Rhea pennata, 1313 nucleotides long. RefSeq names its product homeobox D8 (gene HOXD8). The record is from RefSeq and is a predicted model, not a curated record. Lineage: Eukaryota; Metazoa; Chordata; Aves; Rheiformes; Rheidae. Gene Ontology annotation, biological process: regulation of transcription by RNA polymerase II. The coding region runs from base 45 to 878 and encodes 277 amino acids. The transcript is spliced from 2 exons. Gene Ontology annotation, molecular function: DNA-binding transcription factor activity, RNA polymerase II-specific; RNA polymerase II transcription regulatory region sequence-specific DNA binding. Gene Ontology annotation, cellular component: nucleus.